AUGUACGCCUGUCAUUUGGAAGCACAGCGAAGCCUUGCAGUGCGUUACAUAUCAUUUCUGGCAGCGCGCAGCCACUCGCAGCCGCCCCAGAAAAUUCCAAGCAAGUGGCUGCAAGUGGCCACCCGAGAAUAUUCCAAGCGAGUGGGUGCCUUCUAUGAAGGCCAGCUAGAGGAACAGGAGGGUGCCAUGUGGAGGAUGAAGGUUGGUUCCGCCAGGGCCUUGGUCACAGCAGCGAAGCUUCGAGCGCCAACGGUGGGGCAAAAGUUGUGGGUCAGAAUUCUGGCCGCUGAUCUUAAACCGCCCAGACUGGCCUUUGCGCGUGUGCUGAAUUGGGAGGAGAAGCAGAAAGACACGAAGGAACUGCAGCAACAGGUGGAGUUGCAAACGCCCAUGCCCCGUGUGGGUUUUUUGGUUCGAGGGCGUUGGCUGGGACCUUCCUUCCGCGCAGUGAACGAGCGGACCAAGGUGGACCCAAGAAGGCUGAAGGCAGUGGCUCAGCGGGUGGAAGAUGAUGAUGUCAUGGUGGAGCUCCAGGAGAUCCCUUGUCUUGGUAUUAUCAAGUCCAGCAGCAUCAUUGCCUGUAAGGAGAUGGAUCCAGCCAAACUGGAAGGUCAUGUCACAACAUUUCCCACCACCAACAUCCUGGGAAUAGGUCUGAGCGCUUUUGUGGAGUUGAGGAUGCCCACCAUUGCUUUGGAGCGGCUACAGACAGGGGAUAUGUUGGAAGGCAUGCUAGAUCGGCUGCUCAGCGACAAGAGACAAGCCAACCUGGGCGAUGAAUGGAUCAUACACCUCAACUGCGAGCAUCGACGUCAAUCCGUGGAGGGCCGUUGGCGUCUCGAGACACCUGCGGAUCUGAGACUCAACAGGGUUUUGCGCAAAGGAAGUCGCAUAUGCAACCUCAAGGUCCUCAGCAUCGACCCGACACAGAAGCGCGUGCAGUUGAGCCCCACGGAAGGAGAGGUGGUGCAGUUGCAGAACAACCAGGUGCUUCAGGGUAUCGUGGGGAAGAUCUUUGAGUAUGGCAUUUUCUUCGAAGUCGGAUGCAGGAAGCGGGUCCUCUGCAGAUCCUGCCAUUUACUGCGGCCUGUAGACGAGUAUUCCGAGGGCCAAGUGGUAAGGCGGCUCUUUGUAUUCCAGACCAGCGCCAUGUCCUUGCCGCAGCUCUGUGAAGGUGGUGCUCCAGCCAGAUUGCAACCCCUUGGAGGGGCCAUGGAGGCCUUUGGAGUGGAAGAACAGGUCUCGCUCUUGGGAUGGGUGGUCUGCCUGUUGCCCUACGGCCUAGUGAUCGAACUCCAGGACGUGGAGCGGGACGCCUUUUGCAAAGAGACCAAUUUGUUGAAAGCUCUGCAGGCUUACUCUGUGGGAGAUGAGCUGAACUUCAAGGUGUUGACUGCCAGCUUUGUGGGGGACAUUGAAGUCCAGGAAGUGACUGCGGCGAACACCUCAAUUUCGGACUGCGGCGAAAACGGCUUGGGGCAGCCUGCAGCCGGCGCGGGUAGGGAGGACCGUGAGUUGCUUGCAGACAGCGUGCUCAAGGCUGCCUGGGUCAACUGCCGAGCUCCGUUGCUGGCCCGCUAUGACAUGGUGGACAGCACUCCGCCCGAGUGGAUCCAAGCCUAUGAGGAAUCUCAGCGCAAGCUGCCAGUCUCCGCAGUGGAUGCGGCUGAAGCGAGAUUGAUUCAGUUCGGAUACCAACCGGAUGCGUGA
Messenger RNA from Cladocopium goreaui, 1710 nucleotides. NCBI's taxonomy places the organism in Eukaryota, Dinophyceae, Suessiales, Symbiodiniaceae. The record is from the annotation of a GenBank genome assembly.